AUGGCAGGAGGAAAGGACGGAGCGGUCCAGAGGGUGAUUUGUGAGGUGAGCACCGGGACCGGGUUCCCAAUGCUCACCAAGACCAACUACUCCGAUCGGGCACUGCUCAUGAAGGUCAAGCUCAGAGCCCGGUUGCUCUGGACAGCCAUUGAGAAAGGGGGCAUCGAACCCCACGAAGACAUGCAGGCGCUCGACGCGCUCUGCAGCGCCAUGCUGCCGGAAAUGUGGCCAGUGAUCGCGAACAAGGAGACGACCAAGGAGGCCUGGGAGGCUAUCGCCACCAUGCGGAUCGGCGAUGACUGCGUAAAGAAAGCGUCGGCUCAGAACUUGCGGCGGCAGUUCGACUCGGCGACGUUCAAGGAGGGAGAGUCUGUUGAGUACUACGCGCUGCAUCUCAACAGCAUGGCGUCGACUCUCAACACCCUCGGCGACAAGGUCGAAGAGACGCAGGUAGUGGAGAAGAUAAUCCGCAGUGUUCCCCAGUGUUUCAGGCAGAUCGUGGUCGCGAUCACGAUGCUGCUCGACGUGUCGACGCUCACUGUUGUGGAUUUGACAGGUCGGCUCAAGGCGGCGGAGGAUGCCUUCGAGGAACUGCCGUCGGCUAUGCACCACAACGGCAAGCUGCACCUGACUGAGGAAGAGUGGGAUGCACGGCGGAGGAAGCGUGAUAAUGAGAAAACUGGUGGUGGAGGUAGCAGCAGCGUGACGCACCGUGUCAGACAUGGGCGCGGGCGCGGGCGCGGCUGUGGCAGCGACAAGGGCUCGUCAUCAGGCGGCCUGACGUGCAACUCAGGCCGGCCCAGAGGUGAUGAGUGCAGGAGAUGCGGGAAGCUGGGCCACUGGGCCCGCGAGUGCCGCUCCAAGCCCAAGAAAGAGCAGGCCCACGUCGUCCAGAAUGAGGAGGAGGCCUCGCUCCUUCUCGUGAAGUCAACGACGGCCAAAUUGACGGCGCCGCCACCAACCUCCACUCCACCACGUUUUGCUGCGACUCCGCAGGCAGAGGAUCGGUCCGGCGUGCAAGCCCACCGCCGCCGGGAGCAAAAGGGGUCCCCGUCAAUGGAGGGGCCGCCAAAGAAGAGCGGAGGCCAGGCGCCUAGACCCAGAUCCACCUGCGGGAAGAGAAGGUGUUCGCCCACCUUGAAGAGGAGGAGCUGCAUGAUGAGGAGGCGUGGGUCGUGGACACGGGCGCCACGAACCACAUGUCGGGUUCCCGUACAGCUUUCACCGAGCUGGACACGAAGGUACUUGGGACGGUGCGGUUCGGCGACGACUCAGUGGCGCGGAUCGAAGGCCGGGGGGCAAUCGUGUUCCUGUGCAAGAACGGCGAGCACCGGUCCGUCGCGGGGGUGUAUUACAUUCCCCGACUGACGACGAACAUCGUCAGCGUCGGCCAACUCGAUGAGGCCAGGUACCAUAUCGACAUCGAGAAGGGGGCGAUGAAGAUCCAUGAGCUAGGCGGACGGCUCCUAGCAAAGGUCAUGCGCGGAGAGAACAGGCUGUACAUUCUCCACGCCAAGCUGGUUCGGCAGGUGUGCCUGGAGGCGCGGACAGUCGAAGAAGCUUGGAAAUGGCACGCGCGCCUCAGCCAUGUCAACAUGACCGCGCUGCGGAAGAUGGCUCGGGAGGAGCUGGUGCGUGGGUCGGCGGCGGUUGGUCCGGUGGACCAGCUGUGUGAGGUGUGUCUCACUGGCAAGCAAAAGCGGUCGCCGUUCCCCCAGUAG
Molecule: messenger RNA, 1721 nt
Organism: Spirodela intermedia
Lineage: Eukaryota; Viridiplantae; Streptophyta; Magnoliopsida; Alismatales; Araceae
Source: the annotation of a GenBank genome assembly